AAACAGAAAGGAUCAAGCUGGAGCAUCUUAAAUUUAUAAAAUAUAAAAAAUUUAUAAAUUAAAUAAAAAUGGAGAACGGAAAUCCACCGAAGAAAAAAAGCAAAAAGAAAAAAGUACGGAGCAACAGUCCACAAGCAUCAAAUGGAUCAGAAAAGCAAAACUAUUUCUGUGGAUUUUCAAGUCGUUCAAUUCGUAACGUUUGUGAACAGAUAGACAAUACUGAGAUUCAACCAGAAGUUUAUUCUCGACUUGCUGAAGAUGCUACUUACAAAGUUAUGGAAAUUGUUAAUAACAUUAAAAAUUAUGCCAAGCAUUCGGGAGGACGAGCAACUUUUGAUAUUACUAAUGAAGUUCUCAAAGACUCAAAUUGUGCGCCAAUUAUCGGAUCUGAUGACAACCCCGACUGGGACUUUGUUGAGGAUGAUCAUCAGCAGUCGAUUUUCUUCAACCAUGAAGAAACUUUAGAUCUUACUGAGGAAUUUAACAAACAUAUUACUGAAGAGAAUGUUAAUGGACCAGUAUUUUUAAACACAACAUUUUUGCUGGACGAAAAGAUUGAUGAAGAUUAUAUCGAAUUUUAUAAUAAUAUUUGUGAUUCAGUGUUUACUGGUGAUGAUGAAAGCAUGGAUUUUGCUUUGGGAAUCCUCAGCUCAAGUCCCCAUAUAGCUGGAUUAGUAAAGCAUUUUCUUAUCAAAUGGGUUGACAUGAUUGCAGUGAAUUACUCAAACAAUAUUCUAAAUCGUUCGAUUAAAUUUAUGUUUGGUAUUAUCAAAAAUCCUUACACAACUAACAGUGAUAUGAACAUUGAACUGAAACAUGUUUGUCAACUACUUGUUAAUCUUUUGGUUGGCUCUAUUAACGAUGAAAUUCGUGAGAACGGUCAUGAUGUUGAGUUGGAACAGGAAACAUCAGAAUACUCAACAUACGACUCCAACAUAGUAACUUAUGAUGGAAACAAUGGAAUUAUCGACAAUAAUAAUGGAAUGAAUUUAGAUGAAAUGUCGAGUGAUUCAAACAUUAAAGCUUUUGAAGAAAGCAACGGUGUGUUAAUGGAAAACUUCAGCAUGGAAUCAGGGAAAGCAGGAAAAAGUUUGAAAGAUGAACUUACUGAAGGAUUUGAAACGCAAAGUUAUGACAGUUCCAAGUUCAAGUUAGAAAAUCACGAAGAUGCAUCAAAAGAUUCAGCUUCAUCUCGAUCAAUGACAGGAAGAAAUGAUAUUGAAGAUGAGUUUAAUGCACUUUUAUCAACAAAUUGUGCUUCAACUAUAAAAUGUCAUGAGAUUUAUGUUGAAUCAAUUUGUGAAAUGAUGGGAAUGUGUGCAUCUAAAUGGAUUGGUGUUGAAAAGUAUCUGACGAUAUUAAUAAUUAGUGAAGUUGAAAACUUUGUUAAGAUUAACAAACGAUUUAAGACAGAAAAUGAUUUUGAAUGGUUAGGACGAGUAGCAAGAGGCCUUUGGAGUUUAGGAGAGUUUGCUUUUAGAGAACUUUUGAUAUUUUUCGAAAAAAUUGACACCAGAAAUUUGAAAAGUUCUUUAAGUUUCUCCAACAGCAUUAAUGUUGCAGCUAUUUAUCUUAGAGGAAAAAAAGAUAUUUUCUUUUACGAAUUUCUUCAAGAAAUGUGUGGAGAUAAAUUGAUUCCAUUUCUUCUUUAUUAUGCAAAUUUUCUCCUCAAAAUAAACCAAAAGAAAUUGAAACAUAAUGAAGAUGAAAAAUCAAAUCCAAUACGCUUUAAAAUUCCACAACGCACACAAAUUAUUGGAUAUCAAAUACAACGUUUGAAUCCUCCAAUGCUUUAUUCUGAUUUAGCAAAUAGUUUCAAUGGACGUCAACCAUCACUAAGACCUUUCAAUGCAACACGUCCUAUCAUUAUCCAAUACGGUCAUCCUGUAUCAACAAAAAAACAGAAAAAGACUCACGCAAAAACCGAUGAGAAGCGAGAAAUCCACCAAAAUGUUAAAAAUUUGCAAUCCUUCAAUCAGAGAAUUGUGAUUGCCAAAGGUCGCUUAAGAAAGCCAAUAACGAAUAUCAAACGAACGAAAUUUCUCGACAACUUCCAUACCUUAACUAUUUAAUUCUUUGUUUCGUGGAUGAUUACUUAAAGUAUAAUAAAUUAAAAUUUUAAUUUAAAACACGAAACAUUAUUUAAAUGAAAACCAACAUUGGUUGCAUAAAUUAAUGCUUUUGAGUGUAUGUGUGUGAAGUGUUUCAACUGAACCAUAGUUGAAAAUGAACCAAUG
Molecule: messenger RNA, 2237 nt
Organism: Clunio marinus
Lineage: Eukaryota; Metazoa; Arthropoda; Insecta; Diptera; Chironomidae
Source: the annotation of a GenBank genome assembly